AUGAUUGCUAACCAUGCAGGUGAAUUGGCUGUUGUUGGAAUUGUGAAACAUUUAUGGAAUAUAUUUUCAUCAAGACAAUUUAAUUAUCGUCCAUUUAUCUUCCAAAAUGAAAUAAAUAAUCAUUUGGAAGAAGAAAAACAACAAAUUAUUUUCCCUCACCACCAAACAACAACUUAUAGAACAACAUUAAAUGUUCCCCCUAAGUACAGUAAUACUUUAAUUAAUAAACAGACAAAAGGAAUACUUGGAAUAAAUUCACUUUUGGGUAGAAGAAGAUUAAAAAAUAAUAAUGUAAGGGAAAGAAGAUCAACUGAAGCUGAUAUUUUUGGAAAUAAAAAUUCAUUAUCUUCAGCUUUGAUUGAAAUUGGGGCAAAAAAGAGUUUUUAA
Molecule: messenger RNA, 387 nt
Organism: Meloidogyne enterolobii
Lineage: Eukaryota; Metazoa; Nematoda; Chromadorea; Rhabditida; Meloidogynidae
Source: the annotation of a GenBank genome assembly